Dromiciops gliroides (monito del monte) is the source of this 951-nucleotide messenger RNA. RefSeq names its product olfactory receptor 13H1-like. Lineage: Eukaryota; Metazoa; Chordata; Mammalia; Microbiotheria; Microbiotheriidae. The transcript has a single exon. The coding region runs from base 19 to 951 and encodes 310 amino acids. Gene Ontology annotation, cellular component: membrane. Gene Ontology annotation, molecular function: G protein-coupled receptor activity; olfactory receptor activity. Gene Ontology annotation, biological process: G protein-coupled receptor signaling pathway. The record is from RefSeq and is a predicted model, not a curated record.
UAGAGGAAAAGGAAUGUUAUGGAUAGAAGAAAUCACACAGAUGUGAACUAUUUCAUUCUGGUUGGGCUCUCAGAGUAUCCCAGAGUCCAAAUCUUUUUCUUCUGUGUACUUCUGGUAUCCUAUCUAGUCACCGUGCUGGGAAAUAGCCUCAUUCUUUUCCUGAUCCAUUAUGAUCCCCAGCUUCACACCCCCAUGUAUUUCUUCCUCAGCAUUCUGUCCUUCCUAGACAUAUGCUUCACGUCAUCUAUUGUGCCUCAGAUGCUCAUCAACUGCCUGCUCAGCAUUCCCAUCAUCUCCCUGAGUAAAUGUCUGGCACAGAUGUGUGUCCUUCUUUACCUGGGUGUUGUAGAAUGCCUUCUUCUUGCUGUCAUGGCCUAUGAUCGUUUUGUAGCCAUCAGCGACCCCCUUCACUAUGUGGUGAAAAUGGGACCUCAGCUUUGCAUCCAACUUGCAGUGGUACCCUGGUUCAUAGCCUUUCUACUUUCUGUGGUUCCAGUCCUGACCAUGCCACUGGAUUUCUGUGGCCACUACAUUAUCAACCACUUCUCCUGUGAACUCUUGGCUAUCUUGAAGCUUGCAUGUAAUGAUCUGAAGGUCUAUGAAUUUCUAAUGAUGGCCACCAGUUUCCUAACUCUCCUGGUACCCUUUACAUUUAUCCUAGGCUCCUAUGGGCAGAUCUUGCGAGCUGUGUUGAAGAUGCGUUCAGCUGAUGGACGAAGAAAAGCCUUCUCCACCUGCAGCUCCCACCUCACUGUGGUGGUCAUAUUCUAUGGAACUGCCAUCUCCAUGUACAUGAUGCCCCAGGACAAAGCCAGUCGAGAUGAGGACAAGAUCAUCUCCAUGUUGUAUUGCAUUGUGACACCCAUGCUCAAUCCAAUUAUCUACAGCCUUCGUAACAAGGAUGUGAAGGGGGCUCUGAGGAAACUAAUCGGGGGCAAGAAUGACUCCUAA